AUAAAGAUGCCCUCCCGGGGAGGGAAGGGGAAACACUUACUUCUCCUGGAGCCAGUGUGAGUCAGCACGGCUGAUGGGCACAUUUGGAGCUUCCCAUCCAUCCCAGGUCCCCGCCAUGACCGCCUUCUACCCCGAGUGGGGUACAGAGGCCUUUGAGUAUGACGAGUCUGCAGAAGCCUGUUUUUUAGGGGACAUCGUGACCUUUGGGACUGUCUUUUUCUCCAUAUUCUACCCCAUUGUCUUUGCCUUUGGCCUGGUGGGGAACCUUCUGGUGGUGUGUGCCCUCAACCACAGCCGGAAGCCCAAGAGCAUCACGGACAUUUACCUCCUGAACCUGGCCUUAUCCGAUCUGCUCUUCGUGGCCACUUUGCCCUUCUGGACUUACUACGUGAUAACCGAACAAGGCUUCCACAAUGCCGUGUGCAAACUCACGACUGCUCUGUUCUUCAUCGGCUUCUUCGGAGGCAUGUUCUUCAUCACCAUCAUCAGCAUCGACAGGUUCAUGGCCAUUGUCCUGGCCGCCAACUCCAUGAACAACCGGACGGUGCAGCAUGGCAUCAUCACCAGCCUGGCCGUCUGGGCAGCAGCCAUCCUGGUGGCAGCGCCCCAGUUCAUGUUCACAAAGCAAACAGGAAACGAAUGUCUGGGUGACUACCCUGAGGUGCUCCAAGACAUCUGGCCUGUGCUGCGCAACAUAGAGUAUAAUGUCCUGGGCUUUUUGCUGCCCCUUCUCAUCAUGAGCUACUGCUACUUCAGAAUCAUCCACACCCUGUUUUCCUGCAAGAACCACAAGAAAGCCAGGGCCAUCAAACUCAUCUUACUGGUGGUCAUUGUCUUCAUCCUCUUCUGGACCCCCUACAAUGCCAUCAUUUUCCUGGAGAUCCUCAAGUUCUACGGCUUCUUUCCCAACUGUGACAUGAAAAGGGACCUGAGGUUGGCACUCACUGUCACUGAGACAGUGGCAUUUAGCCACUGUUGCCUCAAUCCCUUCAUCUAUGCUUUUGCUGGAGAGAAGUUCAGGAGAUACCUGCGCCACUUGUACAGGAAAUGCCUGGCUUCCCUAUGCGGCCGUUCGGUCCAUGUCAGUUUUUCCCCAUCUGAGUCUCAGAGGAGCAGGCAGGAAAGCAUUGUCAGCAGCAAUUUUACUAGCCAUACAAGUGACAGAGAUGCGUCCAUCCUUCUCUGAAGGGAUGCCCAUAGUCUUGUCUCCUCAGAGCCCACAGUUUGCAGAUCUGGCAGUGUUGGAUUUUGUUUCCUGAUGUUCAUGAAACAACCUUGAAGUGUUUCUGAAAACUGUUCAAAUUUACAAUGACUAAACCUAAACUUGUCUCCUUACUGCAAUUGUUAGGCCUUUUUCGUUGCUGUUGUUAAAUAAGUCAUGACCAUUAUAACCCAGAGUAGCUUUGUUAAAAUGGGGUGGUAUCGUUCACGUUGUGGUAUCGGCCAAGGGCUGGGUGAAUGGAAACUGUGGCUUGAAGGUAACUGCAGGCUGCUCUUCCCAGCCUGCUGAGUAGUGAGAAUCCCUCACCCACAGCUUCAGUACCAUGAAGGGAUCUCCUUCCUCCCUCCCCAGUCCAGGGAGGGUUCUCCCUGGCCAACAGGGAAGACAGGAGCUUCCCUGCCGAUCUCAUGGCUGGAGAUCCAGGAAGACACAUUUCUGGGAAGCUGGGAGGGGUGAUGCCAUUGCAAGCAGUCAGAAUGAGGGCUGCACAACAUCCCCACCACGAGCCUGCCCCAGCGUCUCCCCGACACAACGGUAGACAUCCUGGCAGGUGUUUCCACUCCUGCGUUUGCCCCUCCAGAUCUUGCUCAUCUUUUACUACUUGAGAGUUGCAGUCAGAUGGUGCAGUUUUGUAAAUCUGCUUCUUCUAAACAGCAGACCCCAAAAAGCUUUGUUUCCAUGUAGCUUUGCCACUUCUGUUCAGUCACAGACUUGGAGGGCAGGUGAAGUGUCUGAUUCAUGGCUGGGUGUCUGGCAGUCUGUGUGUGUGUUCAAUCAAUGGGGAAAUGAGGUAUUGUUUUCGAGAUCAUGCGCAAUAACUUACCCACUGUUGCUCUGUUGAUAAUAUCUCCCUCUACCCAGAAAUGGGAAGAAAACAUAGAAAGUUUGGAAACAAUGAUCACACCCACUUCUCCCUGACCCUCGAUCCUUCCGACCCUGAUCAACUAUGCAAACAUCAUCUAAAAUUUAAAAAAGUAAAAAAAAACCAAAAACCUCCAAAUACCAAUUUUGCUCCUAUGCAUGAUAUUUUUUGUACUCUGUAUAUUAGUUUAUCACAAAUCAGGAAAAUACACAAUACUCAUCUUUUUGGAUCUGGCUUAUUUCACUAAGCAUGUUUUCUAGUUGCAACUAUUUUGUUGCAGAAGACAGGACUUCAUUGUUUUUAGGAUUCAGUAGCAUUCCAUUGUGUACAUAUAUCACAAUGUCCUUUUCCAGCCAUCAGCUCAUGGACAUGUGGGCUGGUUCUGUAUCUUGGCGAUUGUGCGCUAAUUUGUUAGGCAUGAGCAUCUUGAACGGUAACUCCCAUGAUGUUAGUUUUAAGACACCUACAACAAUUUACAUUAAGCAAUAAAUAUUCUACUUAGGAUAACUUCGAAAUAAACAUUACAUCAUUUAA
Ochotona curzoniae (black-lipped pika) is the source of this 2618-nucleotide messenger RNA. It is a transcript of the gene CX3CR1, whose product is annotated as C-X3-C motif chemokine receptor 1. Lineage: Eukaryota; Metazoa; Chordata; Mammalia; Lagomorpha; Ochotonidae. Gene Ontology annotation, biological process: chemotaxis; G protein-coupled receptor signaling pathway; cell adhesion. Gene Ontology annotation, cellular component: membrane. Bases 74 to 1186 code for a protein of 370 amino acids. The record is from RefSeq and is a predicted model, not a curated record. The transcript has 2 exons. Gene Ontology annotation, molecular function: C-X3-C chemokine receptor activity.